AUGUCCAACAAUGAUGAGUACUCUUCCACAGUUUUCCUUACCAAGCCACCUCAACCAGCCACCUCAACCUCCACUACCAACACCAUCAAAGCUCUACUCGUCACCCUAUUUAUCUCCAUUGUUAGUACAGUUAUAAAACUUCAAAGGAGAGCUGCUCUCAAAAAAACCAGCAAAAUUCUCCCACUACCUCCCGGCCCAAAACCCUGGCCAUUCGUCGGAAACAUACCGGAAAUGAUCCGGUAUAGACCUACUUUCCAGUGGGUUGAUCAACUCAUGAAAGAAAUGAAAACCGAUAUUUGUCUUAUUCGUUUCGGAAGAACUAAUGUUAUUCCUGUCAAUUGUCCAAUUAUUGCACGUGAACUGCUCAAGAAAAACGACGCCAUUUUCUCUAACAGGCCAAUGAUUCUUUCUGCUAAAGAAAUGAGUGGUGGUUAUCAAACUACCAUUGUUGUCCCUAACAAUGAUCAGUGGAAGAAAAUGAGAAAAAUAUUAACUUCAGAAAUUAUUUCACCUGCUAAACAUAAGUGGCUGCACGACAAAAGAAGUGGCUGCACGACAAAGAACAGAAGAAGGCUGUAAUCUGCCUGUAUUUUAUAUUCCAUAAACCAGUACGGCCAAACAAUUAAUGUCAAUUUGCGACUUGCUGCAAGGCAUUAUUGUGGAAUGUGAUAAGGAAAAAUGAUGUUCAGUAAAAGAUACUUUGGCGGAAGCAAACCGCCAAGAAUGGCGCCACCGGAACGCGUGAGAUAGAACCAUGUGGACUCAGUUUUUGCUGUUUUUGAAUACUUAUACUCAUUUUUCGUAAUUUUGGAUUUCAUGCCUUUCUUGCUAGGGCUUGAUCUUGACAUGGACAGGCAGGAAAAAUUUGUUCUUGAAGCUAAUAAGACUUUAAGGGCUUUUCAUAAUCCUCUUAUAGAUGAAAGGAUUGAACUGUGGAGGAGUGGUCAAAGGAAGGAAAUGCAAGAUUUGCUUGAUGUUUUUAUUACUCUUCAAGAUUCUGAUGGAAAGCCAUUCCUGACAUCUGACGAGAUCAAGAAUCAAGUAGCUGAAGUUAUGAUAGCAACAAUAGAUAACCCUUCAAACGCAGUGGAAUGGGCCAUGGGAGAAUUGCUAAACCAACCAGAAAUUCUAAAGAAAGCAACAGAAGAAAUAGACAGGGUGGUCGGAAAAGACAGACUUGUCCAAGAAUCAGACAUCCCUGAUCUUAACUAUGUCAAGGCAUGUGCAAGAGAAGCUUUUAGGCUCCAUCCUGUAGCCUACUUCAACCCACCUCACGUUGCUGCGCAAGACGCUGAAAUUUGCGGUUAUUUGAUCCCUGAAGGUAGUUGGGUCAUGCUCAGCCGAUAUGGUCUGGGCCGAAACCCAAAGACCUGGCCUAACCCACUCAAGUACGACCCUGAACGCCAUGAAGGAGAAGUGGUUUUGACCGAACAUGGCUUGAGAUUCAUAUCAUUUAGCACGGGAAGGCGCGGUUGCAUCGCGGCUUUACUCGGAACUUGCAUGACUACUAUGUUAUUGGCAAGAAUGCUUCAAUGCUUUACUUGGAGUCUGCCGGAUAAUGUCGAAAAGAUUGAUCUUUCCGAAGGAGUCGACGAGCUUUUUCCGGCCAAUCCCGUGGUGGCUUUUCCAAAGCCACGUUUGGCUCUUCAUCUUUAUCCUACUUCGCCAUGAAUGAAUGAACGGAGGGAUAUUAAGAUAUGCAAUUAAUUCAGAAUACUUUAAUACUUUGAAAUCUGAAAUAAAUAAAUAAAAUCCGACUUGCAUGGUUAUUAUGUAAUUAGGAGGUGAAAUUUAUGAGUAGAAGUUGCAUGUGGUGGCGGCUUUAUUGAUAGUAUCUUUACAACGCUUUUGUAUUUCAUCAAUGGCUUGCAAUUGUUUCAAUAAGUAAAUUUGCUAUUAAUUAAAAAAAGUCUUUCUUUCA
Molecule: messenger RNA, 1921 nt
Organism: Jatropha curcas
Lineage: Eukaryota; Viridiplantae; Streptophyta; Magnoliopsida; Malpighiales; Euphorbiaceae
Source: RefSeq, a predicted model, not a curated record